AUGCCCCAAACUAGCGAAGGAAACGUGCAUGCCCUCCAGUAUCGCGAAGGGAAACCAUCACAAGGAGAUCCAUCGCGACCUGUAUCGGAGUUGUUCCGUCUCGACGAUCAUACAGUCAUAAUCACUGGCGCAACUGACUUCCUGGGAACUACUCUUGCUAUCGCUAUCAUUGAAAGUGGUGCAGACAUUAUUUGCCUCGAUCUUUUCCCUACGCCAACCGCUUCUAACUGGGACGAUGUUGAAAAUGCUGCGGAAAAGAGCCAACGUCGACUUUCGUAUUAUCAGCUCGAUGUAACGGAUGAGAAUGCGGUUGCUGAAACAUUUGGGAAGUUUAUCCCUACUCUACGGUACCCAGUGAAAGGAGUUGUUACUUGUGCUGGCCUGUCACGUAAUGGCCCUGCGACUGAAUUCCCAGCAUCCUCUUUCCGGAAGAUCUUUGACAUCAAUGUUACGGGCACGUUCCUUGUUGCUCAAGCUACGGCCCGAGAAAUGAUUCGAACGAACGUGACUGGAAGCAUGGUACUAGUAGCAACCGCGACUGCGGAGGCUUUGCAGAAGCCGGGCAUGGAGGCUCAAUGGACGAGUGAUAAUAUGCUCUUCCGCCUGAGCACAGUUGACGAAUUUCGUGCACCAGUACUUUUCAUGACCGGCACUGAUUUGCGUGUUGAUGGCGGACACUUCAGUUGGUAG
Molecule: messenger RNA, 690 nt
Organism: Penicillium angulare
Lineage: Eukaryota; Fungi; Ascomycota; Eurotiomycetes; Eurotiales; Aspergillaceae
Product: short-chain dehydrogenase
Exons: 4
Coding region: 1-690 (229 amino acids)
Biological process (GO): siderophore biosynthetic process
Cellular component (GO): intracellular anatomical structure
Molecular function (GO): oxidoreductase activity, acting on NAD(P)H, oxygen as acceptor; 2,3-dihydro-2,3-dihydroxybenzoate dehydrogenase activity
Source: RefSeq, a predicted model, not a curated record